This is a messenger RNA of Cornus florida, 1420 nucleotides long. Its product is annotated as myb family transcription factor PHL7-like. The record is from RefSeq and is a predicted model, not a curated record. The transcript has 7 exons. Gene Ontology annotation, molecular function: DNA binding; DNA-binding transcription factor activity. Bases 194 to 1207 code for a protein of 337 amino acids. NCBI's taxonomy places the organism in Eukaryota, Viridiplantae, Streptophyta, Magnoliopsida, Cornales, Cornaceae.
UAUACACAGAUAUUAUUGUUAUUUUUAUUAUAUAUUUUAAUCAGUCGUGUUUGACAACGUUUAUCGUUCAAUCAAGCUCAAUUUCAAAUUUACCAAAUUUGAAGAUCUAUUGGGUUCGCUUCAAUUCUUCUUCUUCUUCUUCUUCUUCUUCUUUAUAUCAUCUCCUGGGUUUUUCAGAUCUGAUAAAUGACAAAUGUUUCUACCGCAAGGUGUUCCUAGUUCAAGUUUAGUUCACAACAACUCAAUCAUCCACAGUCAGCAAAUUGAUUGUGGUGCCAGCACAAUGGACCCCAUCAGUGGUGGGAAUAGUCUUAGCAACAAUUCUAGUCUGGCUUCAAAGCAACGACUGCGCUGGACGCACGAGCUGCACGACCGCUUUGUUGAUGCUGUGGCACAACUGGGUGGACCAGAUCGGGCUACACCUAAAGGUGUCCUCAGAGUCAUGGGUGUGCAAGGUUUAACAAUUUACCACGUCAAAAGCCAUUUACAGAAAUAUCGACUUGCAAAAUACCUCCCGGACUCGUCAUCUGAUGGGAAAAAAGCUGACAAGAAAGAAUCUGGAGAUACGCUUUCCAGUUUGGAUAGUUCAUCCGGGAUGCAAAUUACCGAAGCACUCAAGCUGCAAAUGGAGGUGCAAAAGCGACUGCAUGAGCAAUUGGAGGUGCAGCGACAGCUACAGUUGCGGAUAGAAGCCCAAGGCAAAUACUUAAAGAAGAUAAUUGAAGAGCAACAGAGACUCAGCGGAGUUCUUUCAGAAGUGCCUGGCUCUGGGGCCUCUGCCCCAUUAUCAGGUGACAACUGCCCUGAAUCUAACAGUAAGACUGACCCAGUAACCCCUGCCCCAACUUCAGAGUCUCCAGCCCUAGACAAUGCUACCAAGGAAUGUGCCCAGGUGAAGAGCAUUUCUGAUGAUGAAUUGUUCUCUUCUCGUUGUGAGCCACUGACACCAGAUUCUGUUUGCCAUGUUAGUCCCUCAGCUGAGAGCCCAAAAGGUGAGAGGUCAUUAAAGAAGCAACGAGUGAGCAUGGAUGCAGCAUACACUAAACCAGAGAUGAUGCUUACGCACCAGAUACUGGAGUCGAGCUUAAGCCCACCUUACCAGCAACCACACUCGAUUUUCCUGAACGCAGAGCAGUUUGAUCAUUCAGCAGGGGUAUCUAUCGGCAAUGAAGAUCAAUUGGGAAAAGUUUCAGGUAGCAAUUUGUAGUGUUUCCACGAGCUGCAUGUUAUUUGCAUUAUAGGACUCCCCUUCCCCCUGAAUUUGUAGACUGUAGUUACUCUGGAAAAAUAUAAAUCUCAUUGGACAAGGAACCCCGUUGGUCUUAGAUGUUACUCUACUCGUCUUGUCCUCUGAACUUCCUUAAAAUCUACAUUUGUAAUACAUUAGGUUUCAUUGAAAAUGUGAAAUUUUAGUACUUCA